Macrosteles quadrilineatus (aster leafhopper) is the source of this 474-nucleotide messenger RNA. RefSeq lists its product as uncharacterized. The coding region runs from base 1 to 474 and encodes 157 amino acids. The record is from RefSeq and is a predicted model, not a curated record. NCBI's taxonomy places the organism in Eukaryota, Metazoa, Arthropoda, Insecta, Hemiptera, Cicadellidae. The transcript has 2 exons.
AUGUUUGAAGAGCUGCGGGCCCUUGACCCCGUCACUGUGAAAGUCCUCUUCAGCCCUGGUUACGAGAUGUCUGGCACUGGCCAAUCACCCUCUCCUCCAUCAGUGAAGCCUGCUUUAACAUGCUCCCUGCCACCUCCACCACCCUCUGCCAAACUUGUGAGCUACGGCUACUCUGCAGUUCCAGUUCAACUAAUAACCCACAAAAUGCCAUUGAGACCUGUAACUUACAUACCACCCGCCUCGGCUGUCUGUUACGAGUACUCUUACCCAGCUGUGAAACCUGUAGUGCCGACAGUUCUAAAAACACCGAUGGUACCACUGAAACCAGUCCAGUACAUGACUUUUGCCCCCCCAUACUCUGAACAUUCUACUCCAACUCCACUGAAGACUAAGUAUUCAACAACAGUGCCUGCAGUUAGCUAUGAAUAUGUACCUCCUGCCCCGGUAAAACCAUUUAAGCCAAUGUGUAAUUAA